Molecule: messenger RNA, 804 nt
Organism: Mucor velutinosus
Lineage: Eukaryota; Fungi; Mucoromycota; Mucoromycetes; Mucorales; Mucoraceae
Gene: TRM7
Product: tRNA (uridine-2'-O-)-methyltransferase trm7
Exons: 3
Coding region: 1-804 (267 amino acids)
Source: RefSeq, a predicted model, not a curated record
AUGCCCGAGUUUCAGCACCCAACUGAUAUGAAUCAGGUUACUGUUAUCAUGCAACAGUUACAACAACAACUUGCCUCUCUCUCUGAACGUGUUAAUCAACAUGAUGGUAUUUUGGCUCGUCUCGAUGCUUUGGAAAAGGAAAACCAAGCCUUGAAAAAAAUUUUACACGACAAGGAUCUGCACCCCCAUCAAGGGGCAUCUGGAUCCACCACCUCUGCUACUGCCACCACUGAUUCUGGUACUAUUAGCUAUUCUGCUAUAGCUAAGAAGGCUGCACAUCGCCCUGAUCCAAAUAAAGCUACUAAGAGAAAGUUGGCUGCUGGUCGUCUCUUCAAAACGUCUGCUGCUAAGGGUCCCCAAGGAUAUCAAUAUGUAUAUAUUGGUAGAUCUGUUAAGAUCUUACGCUCUGAAAUUCGACGCACUCUCAAGGCCAUUGGGGUGGAUACGUCUCGUAUCCUCGACAUCAACUUCCCUGCCUCCGAAGCUAUUGGUAUUCUCCUGCAUACCCAAUAUGUUGCUGAAUUCUUGGCUCUGCUCCGUGCAAGUGAAUCGGAACUAUUGGAGGAUUUUGACCCGUUGAAUCCUGCUAAUAUUGCCGACCCAAAAUGCUCUGUCCCAUAUCCGCCACUUAAUGUGAGUAGUGUUGGCCGUUGGUUCCUGGAUCUUGGAUGGAUAGGUCAAGCCGAACUGGACGAGGCUGUUGCUGGUGCUAUGGACCGACUAAAGGAAAAAGACCCUAAAAAGGCUGCUUUCUUGUUCAAGCGUCGCCGUGAUACUUCUACUGAUUCUGAAAUGGAGAUCUAA